Drosophila nasuta is the source of this 2943-nucleotide messenger RNA. RefSeq names its product alpha-Mannosidase class I b (gene alpha-Man-Ib). The transcript has 6 exons. The coding region runs from base 311 to 2365 and encodes 684 amino acids. The record is from RefSeq and is a predicted model, not a curated record. Lineage: Eukaryota; Metazoa; Arthropoda; Insecta; Diptera; Drosophilidae. Gene Ontology annotation, biological process: carbohydrate metabolic process; mannose trimming involved in glycoprotein ERAD pathway. Gene Ontology annotation, cellular component: endoplasmic reticulum; membrane. Gene Ontology annotation, molecular function: calcium ion binding; mannosyl-oligosaccharide 1,2-alpha-mannosidase activity.
CUCUAGUCAAAGAAAGAAUUUUCGGCACGAAUCUUCUGCCGAAGGGAAAUGCGAUCGUUAUUUCUAAGAUAAUUUAUAGAUUUCGCGAAUUAUUACCAUAAAAAGUAGCAAUGUGAACAAAUCAACAUUCGUGGCGGAUUGUAUGAGUUGAUUCUAUGACAGCAAAUCGUAGUCUACUAGUUAGCAAACAUCGAUUUUUUACCGUCGAAGCGAAUGUGAAUGCGGAUGCUUUGCGCUUGACAAACCCCCCACUAGAGUAAAAGCAAAUCGCGAUUUUGUCGGAAAAAGGAUAAUAUAGCUGUCGCACGACAUGACAAAGAGCGAUCACGUUGCCCUAACGCUAUCAUCGGCCUCCAUAGCGGGCAUCACAGGUAGCGCUGCUGGCAUCGAUGAGGCAAAUCUCUCGCGCAAAAGUCUGCGACGGUCGUGGAAUCAACUGCCCCGUUGUCAACGUAAUCUCAUCAUAAUGGGCAUCACCGCAUUUUGUGUAACGUUGUUGCUGUUUCUGCCCGGCGAUCAGCUGAUUAGCAUGAAAGAUGUGCGUCUCAAGCCUGGAGCGGCGCCAUUCCACAUGCGACGCGAGGACACACUUCAGAAUCCACAUCACCAUCCGAAUCUCCCGCCGGAAAAGAGUGAACACGAUCUCGCUCCCGAAAUAUCGGCAGCAGUUGCGUCGCCCAUGACCGAAGACAGAUUGACCAAACAGGAGCCCAAUGAUAAGGUGCCUGCGAAUGCGGUCUACCCCGAUGGUAAUUCAGCAGAGAAUGUGGUUAAGCUGCCGGAAACCGCAGUGGCUAGCAAUGACAAUAUCAAUGGCGUAAUCGAUAUCGUCAACAAUGUGGAGCAACCCAUCGAUCGAGAGGCGUCAUUGGAUGAGCCAACGGAUUUGCAGGCUGAGCUGAAGGAAGCAAUACAACAUCCCUUGAAUUUGGCAGGAGAAAGCAUUGAUUCGCAUCUGCAGAAAAUGCAAAACCAGCUAGCCAAGCCUCAGCACUUCCACGGCGCCACUAAUGAACGGCAGACGGCUGUUGUGGCUGCAUUUAAACACUCAUGGGCUGGAUACAAGAAGUACGCUUGGGGUCAUGAUAAUCUGAAGCCAGUUUCGCAAACUUCACACGAAUGGUUCGGCCUUGGUCUAUCGAUUGUCGAUUCUCUCGACACCAUGUACAUAAUGGGCUUGGAAGAUGAGUUUAAUGAAGCACGGGAUUGGGUGAGAGAUUCAUUAAAAUUCCACACAAGCCGCGAUGUCAAUCUCUUUGAGGUCACUAUUCGUGUCCUGGGCGGACUGCUAUCCGCAUAUCAUUUGAGUGGAGACCACAUGUUUUUGGCCAAAGCAUCCGAAUUGGGCAAUCGUUUGUUGCCCAGCUUUCUUUCACCAUCGGGCAUACCUUAUUCGGACGUCAAUCUUGGCGAAAGAUCAGCACAUUCACCAAAAUGGUCACCCGAUAGCUCGACAAGUGAAGUAACAACAAUACAGCUGGAAUUCCGUGAUCUCAGUCGCUCUACGAAUGUUCCUAUCUACGAACGCGUUGUAAGCAUUGUCAACGAAAAAGUACAUGCUCUAGAUAAGAAUCAUGGCCUAGUACCAAUAUUUAUUAAUGCCAAUACAGGCACCUUCCGAAAUUAUGCCACCAUUUCUUUGGGAGCACGCGGUGAUUCGUAUUACGAGUACUUAUUGAAACAGUGGCUGCAAACGGGCCGCAAGGAUAACGACAAUCUCAUACUGGACUAUAUGCAAGCUAUAGAUGGUGUUCUCACACAGCUGAUGCGACGCACACCACGAGAGAAUUGGGUUUAUAUUGGAGAGCUAAUAAAUGGCCACGAUUUUAAGCCAAAAAUGGAUCAUCUGACGUGCUAUUUACCUGGCACACUGUUGCUGGGCCAUCAAAACGGCAUGCCGGACUCGCAUCUAUUGUUGGCCAGAGAUAUGAUGGACACCUGCUAUCAGACGUACAUUAAACAACCCACUCAGUUGGCAGCAGAAAUUUCGUAUUUUGCGCUGAAUGAUAAAGAUGAGAAUGACAUCUAUGUGAAGCCGAAUGACGCGCACAAUUUACUGCGACCCGAGUUCAUUGAGAGUCUCUAUUAUUUCUAUGCACUUACUGGCAAUCGCACAUAUCAGGACAUGGGCUGGACCAUUUUUCAGGCUUUUGAGAAGCACACUAAAGUGGCUGCUGGCUAUACAUCUCUGGGAAAUGUGAAGAACACACUAAACACGCGUAUGCGCGAUCUCAUGGAGAGCUUCUGGAUGAGCGAGACGUUAAAAUACUUUUACCUAUUGUUUAGUGACAAUCGCAAGGAAAUUGACCUAGAGAAAUGGGUCUUCAACUCCGAAGGUCAUCCGUUGCCGGUGUACCAGCAAUAAUUGUAAAUAUUAAUCAAUACCAACUAAGCAUAGUGGAUAAAGUAGUAAACUGUGUAGGUAAUUAGCUGCAAUCCAUAUGGCAGUUACCCGUAGUCCGUAGUCCUUAAUAAAGCGCGAAUGCCAAAUAUAACGCCAAGCUUUAGAAUGCACAAAUAUCUUAGUGCACUUGGCCUAAAGACCGUUACUAACACUCAUUAAAUCAUGCAAUGAUGAUGCGUGAUCCGAUAAUGUAUGAUUUGUAAUAUAUAAUAAGUUAGCCCACUAUUAUUUAUUUAUUUAAAUGUAUGUAUGAUGAGCAACCAUAUGAUAUUGCACUCUCUCUCUCUCUCUGGUACUGUGUGUAACUGCCGCAAUUGAUAAUGAUAAUUAAUUGUAAGCUCACUUUUGUCUUAAUAUUUAAAUGGUAGGUACUUAGUACAUGUGUAUGUAAUUUUUGUAAAAGCCCACAACCACAGCAUUGUUUAGUAAAUUGAACACACAUCACAUCACAAAUCUUUGUAGCGCAUACAAACGAACUAGAAAGAUAUGACUGUAAGAAUAUGCUCAUAUUGCAUAAUGAUGUGAAUAAUAAAAAGACG